AUGGAGGCCAUCAUGGCAGGAUACUUCAAGACACUCUUCCACCUCAACCCCGGCGGGAUCCAGCCACACCCGCCGGCCACCUGCGAUAGGGAGUCGCUCUUGAGGCCGCAUGUAUGGCACAAUGGCACAUCAAAGAAGCUCUCUCUGUCCCGCAAUGUCCUCUCCUCCAAGUGCAAUGGUAAGGGUUCCAAGUCUGGAGCUUCGUCGAGGUGUGCUGGUUGUCAAUGUUCUGGCUUCAAGGUCCAAAUCCGGCAGUUGGGACCUGGAAUGAUUCAGCAAAUGCAACAUCCUUGCAAUGAGUGCAAGGGUUCUGGAGAGACCAUCAGCGAUAAAGAUAGAUGCCCACAAUGCAAAGGUGAUAAAGUCGUGUCGGAGAAGAAAGUUUUUGAAGUGGUAGUUGAGAAAGGUAUGCAGAACGGACAUAAGAUCACAUUCCCUGGCGAAGCUGAUGAAGCGCCUGAUACUGCCACUGGAGAUAUCAUCUUUGUUCUCCAGCAAAAGGAGCAUCCCAAGUUCAAGAGAAAGGGCGAUGACCUCUUCUACGAGCACACACUGACCUUGAUUGAAUCUCUGUGUAGCUUCCAGUUUGUUCUGACUCACAUGGAUAACAGGCAAAUGCUGAUCAAAUUGAACCAUGGCGAAGUUGUGAAGCCUAAUUCUUUCAAGGCAAUCAACGAUGAAGGCAUGCCCAUGUAUCAGAGGCCCUUCAUAAAGGGCAAGCUGUACAUCCACUUCUCAGUGGAGUUCUCGGACUCGUUGAGCCCGGAGCAGUGCAAGGCCCUAGAGGUUGUUCUCCCGCCCAAGCCAGUAUCACAGUACACUGACAUGGAGCUGGACGAGUGUGAGGAUACGAUGCCCUACGACGUGAACAUCGAAGAGGAGAUGCGGAGGCGGCAGCAGCAGCACCAGGAGGCCUACGACGAGGACGAUAAUGUGCCAGGCGGUGGGCAGAGGGUGCAGUGCGCCCAGCAGUAGGCAGCUUGCGACAAAUUUGUUGUUUCGCUUUGGGCGACUAUUGAGUUUACCCGCUUGUAUUGGUCUUAUGAUACUUCGGUUACAAGAGUGCAGUAUUACUAAGGAUUAG
Zea mays is the source of this 1084-nucleotide messenger RNA. RefSeq names its product dnaJ protein homolog 2. Lineage: Eukaryota; Viridiplantae; Streptophyta; Magnoliopsida; Poales; Poaceae. The transcript is spliced from 5 exons. The record is from RefSeq and is a predicted model, not a curated record. Gene Ontology annotation, molecular function: Hsp70 protein binding. The coding region runs from base 1 to 975 and encodes 324 amino acids. Gene Ontology annotation, biological process: protein folding.